Molecule: messenger RNA, 685 nt
Organism: Staurois parvus
Lineage: Eukaryota; Metazoa; Chordata; Amphibia; Anura; Ranidae
Source: the annotation of a GenBank genome assembly
AAUUCACCCCAAAUAACGAAUAAAACCACCAAGCUCCUCAUUGUUAUCUCUCGCCUUGACUGCUGCAACUCCCUCCUCAUUGGCCGACCUCUCCGUAGGCUAUCCCCUCUUCAGAUCCACUCCACUUUACCAACCAUCUCAGUGUCCUCCAUCCCUCUCUGCCAAUCCCUCCACUGGCCUCCACUCAGUGUCCUCCACCCCUCUCUGCCAAUCCCUUCAUUAGCCUCCAUUCAGUGUCCUCCACCCCUCUCUGCCAAUCCCUCCACUGGCCUCCACUCAGUGUCCUCCAUUCCUCUCUGCCAAUUUCUCCACUGCCCUCCACUCAGUGUCCUCCACCCCUCUCUGCCAAUCCCUCCACUGACCUCCCGUCACUGUCCUCCACCCCUCUCUGCCAAUCCCUCCACUGACCUCCCGUCACUGUCCUCCACUCCUCUCUGCCAAUCCCUCCACUGAACUCCACUCAGUGUCCUCCACCCCUCUCUGCCAAUUUCUCCACUGCCUUCCACUCUGUGUCCUCCACCCCUCUCUGCCAAUCCCUCCACUGACCUCCACACCUCUCUGCCAAUCCCUCCACUGACCUCCCCUCACUGUCCUCCACUCCUCUCUGCCAAUCCCUCCACUGAACUCCACUCAGUGUCCUCCACCCCUCUCUGCCAAUUUCUCCACUGCCUUCCACUCAGUGUCC